GCCCCUUCCUUCCUGCUGUGGGCCAGGGGAGCCACCGCCCCGGGUCCUCGAGGAAGACGGGAGCGGGACGUGGCGAGAGGCCUCCUCAGACUGGGCAAAAUAGCCCCGACGCGGAGAUGUGUAGUUGGUGACUGCCUCUCCAGAUGCUGAGGUGCCUGUAUCAUUGGCACAGGCCAGUGCUGAACUGUAGGUGGAGUAGGCUGUGCCUUCUGAAGCGGUAUCUAUUUACAAUGAAGUUGCAGUCUCCCGAAUUCCAGUCACUUUUCACAGAAGGAUUGAAGAGUCUGACAGAAUUAUUUGUCAAAGAGAAUCACGAAUUAAGAAUAGCAGGAGGAGCAGUGAGGGAUUUAUUAAAUGGAGUAAAGCCUCAGGAUAUAGAUUUUGCCACCACUGCUACCCCUACUCAAAUGAAGGAGAUGUUUCAGUCGGCUGGGAUUCGGAUGAUAAACAACAGAGGAGAAAAGCAUGGAACAAUUACUGCCAGGCUUCAUGAAGAAAAUUUUGAGAUUACUACACUACGGAUUGAUGUCACCACUGAUGGAAGACAUGCUGAGGUAGAAUUUACAACUGACUGGCAGAAAGAUGCGGAACGCAGAGAUCUCACUAUAAAUUCUAUGUUUUUAGGUUUUGAUGGCACUUUAUUUGACUACUUUAAUGGUUAUGAAGAUUUAAAAAAUAAGAAAGUUAGAUUUGUUGGACAUGCUAAACAGAGAAUACAAGAGGAUUAUCUUAGAAUUUUAAGAUACUUCAGGUUUUAUGGGAGAAUUGUAGACAAACCUGGUGACCAUGAUCCUGAAACUUUGGAAGCAAUUGCAGAAAAUGCAAAAGGCUUGGCUGGAAUAUCAGGAGAAAGGAUUUGGGUGGAACUGAAAAAAAUUCUUGUUGGUAACCAUGUAAAUCAUUUGAUUCACCUUAUCUAUGAUCUUGAUGUGGCUCCUUAUAUAGGUUUACCUGCUAAUGCAAGUUUAGAAGAAUUUGACAAAGUCAGUAAAAAUGUUGAAGGUUUUUCACCAAAGCCAAUGACUCUUUUGGCCUCAUUAUUCAAAGUACAAGAUGAUGUCACAAAAUUGGAUUUGAGGUUGAAGAUCGCAAAAGAAGAGAAAAACCUUGGCUUAUUUAUAGUUAAAAAUAAGAAAGAUUUAAUUAAAGCAACAGAUAGUUCAGAACCAUUGAAACCCUAUCAAGACUUCAUUAUAGAUUCUAGGGAACCUGAUGCACCUACUCGUGUAUGUGAACUACUGAAGUACCAAGGAGAGCACUGUCUCCUAAAGGAAAUGCAGCAGUGGUCCAUUCCUCCAUUUCCUGUAAGUGGCCAUGACAUCAGAAAAGUGGGCAUUUCUUCAGGAAAAGAAAUUGGGGCUCUAUUACAACAGUUGCGAGAACAGUGGAAAAAAAGUGGUUACCAAAUGGAAAAAGAUGAACUUCUGAGUUACAUAAAGAAGACCUAAAACUGAUGGCUACUAAAAAGCAGAGCAUUUCUGCCAGUCAGUCAUAACAUCUUUGUACUCUAUGAGCAAAUAGUAAUUUUGGACCUUGAUAAAACAAUUUUGUAGAGUGUAAUAUUUCUAAGAGGAAGUGUCACAGGGGCUAUGAUGCAAGAAAGCCUCAGAAAUGACUGCACACAGGUCAGUAAUUAGAUGCAUUAUAAAAUAAUACUUUGAUAGACCCAACAUCAUAUAAUACAUACUAUUUCUGUAUAGAUCUGUAUAGAAAGUAUGCAGAUUUAGCUAUUGGGUCUGGUUUUGUCAUGUAUAAAACCAUUUUCAGUAGUAGUGUAUGUGUGUUUUUACAGAUUAGAAAAUUUUAUUUGCUAGUAAACAGUAUGGGACAUACUGAAAUUAUAACUUUUCAGGGGGAAAAGGUAACUCAUUGCAACUGGUUUAGAUUUCAGCCUACAGAGAUGUACUAUGCUACUGAAAAGAACUUCCUGGGAUCCACUGAGAAAGUUUUAGUGCAGUGUAAGAACUAUAUGAACAACCAGACCAGUGAAGUCAUAUAAACCCAAAGUUAUUAAAGUAGUAAAAGUAGAGCUUAGAAAAAAUAAGGUAGGGGCAUAUCCUGAAUAGAAGUAUUCUUGAAUUUUCAUUUACUCUAUUUACAUAAAUAUGCAAUGUGAUACUCAACUGAUUUCUGAUUUCACUCCACCUUCAAGGCAUGUAUUUUGGCCUCAUACUAUUACUAUAUUUGAGUAAGCAUAUAACCUGAUUAGUUUUAAAGUAGCAAAGGAAUAUCAAUAAAAUGAAAGUUAUCACACAAAUGUGGAAGGACCCACUAAACCCUUGAAUAUAAGCAAAGAGGUAGGUGGCAAAGCAGUCUUUUUAGAACUUUUACAUUAUUUGAACAAAGAACAUGUUUAGUUUCACGCUUAAGGUUUACUUACAGAUUUUCUUCAAUUUACAUUGAACAAAAUAAUACAGUAUCUAAUACAGUAUCACGUUUAGCCUGGGUGAGGGGACAUGUUUUGGCAUCUUUCCCCUAUAGUAGUAGUUUUGGUUCAAAUUAAUUUUUGAAAAAUAGCUUUUGUAUGGAACAGUAUAAAUGGGCUUAUAGUUCAAAUACUGAGCAAAUACACAAUACUACUUUUUACUAACAGGCACAUAACGGAAAUGACAACUAUUCGUGGGCUCAAAAAACUGCAUAUUUUAACUAAUUUUCAAAAUUUACAAAUCAGUAUCUCAGAGAAGCUAAAGAAAAUGGAAAGGAACAAAGCCCUUUUAGAAUAAUAUACAUUGCCUUGCUUCUUUCAAAAAGGAACAUGUACUUGUCACCCUAGCUUUUGUUAUUUAGAGCACUGGUACAGAUAUGCUGUCCCAUACAUCAGGAUCAAAUUAUUAGUUUCACAUUGUAGGAAUUUAAGAUUUUUUUUUUUACGCAGGAAAUAAUCUCAUCAUUUCCAAAGAUGUCUUCAUGUCCCAUCAAUGACAUGCUACCAAACAUAUCAGAUUCCACAGGAUAAUGGCACCAAGCUACCCAAGUAGAUGAUUCUGGUAUUCUAGACUGCCGUUCAUGCUCUCCAAAAGUAUACUUAAAAGUUUCAAAUACAGUUUCACUUAGAAACUGCAACCCUCCAAGUAAUGUUAUGUUUACUUAGGUAUGUAUCAGAGGCAAUAAUUUCCAAAGCAGAUCUGAUUUUAGAAUAUAACCAAUUUGUUAGAUAACUUUAUCUCUAUCACAUCUGUUUACAAGCAAAGUAUUACUUUGUCUGGACUUAGUUCAUCUUCAGUGUCUGGGAUCGUGGGCAACAGAGCAGAUCGUGUUAAGCCCCAGAAUUUUUGAGGUGACAUGUCUUUUUUGGUGGCCGUAAACUUCCAUCCAAUAUGGCUUGCACAGAUCUUACACUGGGCAACAGUCCAGGCAUACCUAAGAAAUUAAGGAAAGAUAUCAGCUAAGGAAACACUUCUGUACUCCAAGCCUAUCAUAUAAACCUAUCAUGAAGACAGACCUUAGAAGCAAAUUCUAAGGAUUAAGGAGAUUCUAAGUUGAGAUUUGAUCCAUACAGUUCCCUGAAACCUAAAAACAUUUUCUAAUUUUGUAAUAUGUAUGACUUUUAUGCUCUUAAGCGCCAUGUUUACAUUUUUCUUCUACUGCAUAGAAAUAGCUGGUUGCCAAGACCACAUUCUAACUUGUACUGGCUUUUCCUUUGUUGUAUUGCAGUCAAGUUAGAAAACAGCAAUCACCUGCAGAAAUAAUGCACUUCUGUCUGAGUUAAACUGGAUGGGCCAGGAAGGACACGUCUCAAAAAAUACUGAAAAACUACUAUUCUAAAAUAAGAAUGAUUGUUAGAUAAUGCAACCAGAAAUACAAAUCAUGGCAUUUUGUUCUUAAGAUAAACCAUGUAAUUGCAACUGUUUCCUUAUUUUUUUCCCUAGGUAUACCAUGCCACAUUUAUUUAUAGUAACAAAUGUAUUGUAGUUUUAGUCCUUACAUAGGGUGCCAAGUAAGAUAGGGCAAUCCAAGUGACAUAGUCCUAACCCCAGAGUAGCAUGUAAUCCCUUCUUAGCAUCCCUCUUUGAAAACUGAAGAUAGUACAGCUGAGGGAACUGAACAGGUUCCCAGGAUCAUAGAGAAUCAUUAAGCUGAAGCAAACAAACAACAAAAAAAGGCAAACUAGAAGAAAAGCAGGAUUCAAUGGGUUCUGCACCUUCUUAGUCUAUUAUUGCUUUGUAAACAUUCUCCAGUUUUACAUUACUACAGAAUAUGGUCCAGAUAUAAAGUUUUACUGGGUCAUAAGACAGCUGAUUUUCAGAAUUACGUGACAGAAAAAAACAAUUUUGGAUUUAACUGGAUACAGUAAUUUGAGGACAACUGCAGUUGUCAACCUUUCCUUCCUUUCAUUCAAUGAUGCUAUAUAAAAGAAACAAAAAGUGCAACAGAUGUUUCUAGCUAUUUGUGGAAUGAAGGACAUUUAAAUAAAUUUUUUUUUUUUUUUUUGGAGACAGAUUCUCACUCUGUCACCCAGGCUGGAGUGCAGUGGCACAAUCUUGGCUCACUGCAACACUCUGCCUUCCAGGUUCAAGAGAUUCUUGUGCCUCAGCCUCCCGAGUAGCUGGGAGUACAGGCCCCUGCCCCCACACCCGGCUAAUUUUUGUAUCAACUUACUCAUUUGACUACUUUUUAUUAUAAAGAUUGUGGCAACUCUGCUUAGGACUCUGGAUUUUUCUGCCCAAUUAAGGUAAAAAAAAGAAAAAAAAAAGCAACCACCACCAUAAUAUUACCCAGGAAACCAGCUGUGUUCCGUAGACGGCCGGCCUAUCAGAUUCAAGUUGCAAGCCUUAUACACAGUAAGUGUCUCAUGCACAUAUCCAUGAGGGUUCACAUAAGCUGCCAUCGGCCCACAUAAGGAUAAACUAAAACAAAGAAUCAACAUGGAGAACAAGUCAAAAUGAGAAGUCUAAUUCUAUUAAAUGCUUAGAAUUUUAUUGAAGUUCACCAAGAAAUGAGGUAUGAGCUAUACAGUUUUUAAUCUUUCAGUUUUAUAUAAUACCUCAUCUUAGUAUGAAAAUGGGGUGGGGGUGCAGCUGGCAGACAGGCCUGUUUUGUCUUAAAUGUCUAAAUGUUUUCUGUGAUGACUCAAAGGAAAUAGUACUUGUUUUUAAAACCCUCCUCAAGAAAGACAUUGUAAAGAACAUAAAACUCAAAUGCUUCUGAAGGAGUCUGAGAGUAUAAGUGCAAUGACAAGGUCCUGUGUGGUCAUUUUGGGGCAGUUGAUUAUUUUGCAGAAAGCAGUUUCCUUACCUUCUUGAUUUAUAACUCUGAUGAAUUUGUCAUAAAAUGAUUUUCAAACACUUAUAUCAGAGCAUCAGUUGUGUUCAGAAGCAUGUCCUACUUUGGCCCUAUAUGGCAAAACUGAUGACUGAAAUGUAAUUUCUGAAGCAUCUAUGUUAGGGCCUAAUUGAAGACAGUCUAAUAUAUAGAUUGUCAACAAGAAUUAAGGGGAAAAUAAUUUCUCAGUUGUUUUACUUUACCUUGCUCAUUACCUGUGAAUAAUCCCUGACAUGCCUUGUUGCUCUGAGUACCCAAUCUGGAAGACGGUCUUAGCAAAAGUGAGCUAAUUCCCUGUAUUUCAUUUGCUGAAUGUUUGUAAUUUUUAGGUAUUGGAGGAAAGUAUAUGGAAAACAGAAAUACAGUCUUGAUUAUAAUUCUGAUAAGGCAGGUAUAUUAAAAAUGUAAUAAAGACCUUACCUGAAUA
Messenger RNA from Pongo pygmaeus (Bornean orangutan), 5689 nucleotides. It is a transcript of the gene TRNT1, whose product is annotated as tRNA nucleotidyl transferase 1. Gene Ontology annotation, biological process: tRNA 3'-terminal CCA addition; mitochondrial tRNA 3'-end processing. Gene Ontology annotation, cellular component: mitochondrion. Lineage: Eukaryota; Metazoa; Chordata; Mammalia; Primates; Hominidae. The record is from RefSeq and is a predicted model, not a curated record. The transcript is spliced from 9 exons. Gene Ontology annotation, molecular function: nucleotidyltransferase activity; tRNA binding. The coding region runs from base 144 to 1448 and encodes 434 amino acids.